AUGGCACUGCUGUGUGGCUAUGAGGAACCAUUUGACAUCCUGUGGAUGAGUUCAGGGGUGGAGGUGGAUGCAGAGGUGAAUGCUGUCCAACUGCCAUGCAAAACUAUAACUCACCUGCCUGAAGAUGCUAAAGUGGAGUGGAGCAACAGUAAAGACAAGACAAUCCACCUGUUUGAGAACUCCUCCGACCAGCAUGACGAGCAGCACUGGUUUUACAGACAGCGGACAGAGAUGAAGAAACGCCCGCUGAAGGCUGGAGACCUCAUCUGUCAGAUGGAGGUGAAAGAUGGGGAGGAGUCAAUCCAGCUGCCCUUCAAAUCCACAGGUGACCUCCCCGAUGACAUCAGAGUGAAGUGGUGGCGAGAUGACCCUGAACCAAUGAUGAUGGUCCACGUGUAUCAGAACAAAUCAGAUCAGCCUGACAAACCGGACGAGGAGUACAGAGGCCGAACAGAGACGAGCAAAAAGCUGCUGGAGACAGGAAACUUCAGCCUGACCCUUAAACAUCCAACAGUCAGCGACACGGGAAGAUACCGCUGCAGAGUCGACAGCAGGAACAUCUGGAGAGAGAAGACCGUGCUGCUCAAAGUCGGAGGUCAGUAUGAAGGUUUAUUUACAUAA
Messenger RNA from Neolamprologus brichardi, 621 nucleotides. NCBI's taxonomy places the organism in Eukaryota, Metazoa, Chordata, Actinopteri, Cichliformes, Cichlidae. The record is from RefSeq and is a predicted model, not a curated record.